This is a messenger RNA of Fonticula alba, 2048 nucleotides long. RefSeq lists its product as hypothetical. Bases 61 to 1986 code for a protein of 641 amino acids. Gene Ontology annotation, biological process: negative regulation of transcription by RNA polymerase III. The record is from RefSeq and is a predicted model, not a curated record. Gene Ontology annotation, molecular function: RNA polymerase III core binding. Gene Ontology annotation, cellular component: nucleus. Lineage: Eukaryota; Rotosphaerida; Fonticulaceae. The transcript has 5 exons.
CUCCUCCUCCUCCUCCUCCUCCUGCUCCGGCCCUUCCCCCUCCACCACCCCCUGCACACCAUGAAGUAUCUCGAGUUUGAUUCCCUCGAUCGAGUCAAUGCCGACUUUGCUGGACGCCUCGACCUCGGUGGCGAAGCUCGCGUCACCUGUAAGAUCGAAGCCUACAGCUGUAAAGCCGCUACGCAGGACAAAAGAUUGUACAGAAGUCUAGAGUCAAGGUAUAAUCAUGAAGCCACAGCCGUUGCUGCGGCGGCGGCGGCCGCUGCUGCCGCGUCGGCCACCCUCCCCGAGGGUGCUGAGCCGAUUCCCAUCGAGAACAUCUCCCCGCUUGUGGGCGCUGCCUUCAUCCAGAGUGGCUCCGCCGCCGAGGGAUCCCCGGUUCUCAGCUUCUCUGAGGCACCAGCCUCGGGUGCUAAUCCAAUUGAGGAUGGCGAGCUGUCGUGGGAGAUGCGCGACCGCGCGGCUUGGGCUGCGGCCACCGCGGCUUUGUCCACCUCCACCGCCUUUGGGCCCUUGAGCCACCCGGACGGCCGGAAGAUGCUUCAUCGCCUGAUUCUGGUUUUAAAUGCUGCAUACCCGGACUAUGACUUCAGUGGGGUUCGCCCUGAUCAGUUCACCAAGUUGGAUGACCUGGAGCGGGUGCUCAACUCCCUGCAAAUGGCCAUCUCGCCGGAAUCCUCCUUCUCCAUUAGCUCCAUCCUGCCGAAUCUAUCCCCCCCUGCCAGUGCAGCGGGCCAGGGAACCCUGUCUUUUGGCGGAAGCCAGGGCGCCGCCAUGUCUGGAAAUGGACUUUCCAGUGGGCCUCUCGUCUCACCGACCGGGGCCUCGACAGGCAGCAAUGGAGCCUCGGAUGGCGGUCGCUCCCUCGCCUCGUCAAUCCCGAUUGUCACGUCUACCAACAACCUGACCCCCUUCGGUGGCCACAGCCUGUUGGUGGUAACCCCGGGCACUCCGCCGGAGAUCCCCCUCUCCGAUGCGAGCCCAUUCACUCGACUCUGUCUUGCAUUGGAUGAGGCCAUCGGCCUGUCGGACUCGGAGAUCUUCCUGUUCACGCCGGACCCCGAUUCCGACCCAUUGAGUGAUCUGCAGCAUGUCACCACCUGGUCUUAUCACUACUUCUUCUACAGCAAGAAGAAGAAGCGUGUGGUAUACUUGUCGGCCUUCUCGGAAAGCCUGUUGGUCAAGUCGGCCCCGCGUGACGUUGAUCUUGGUGAUUCGGACCUGGAUGUCGACUUUGACAUGGAUGAGGAUGAUUUCCCCACCUACUCCUCGGCCGAUCACAGCUCCCAGGGCCUGCCCCACCAUCACCACCAUCACCACCACUCGGACCGCGAUCAUGGGAGCGGCAAUGGCGGCUCGGCCCCAGGCGGAUUCCGAUAUGCGCCAAAUGGCCGGGGAAGUGGAAGUUACGGCUCCGGCAGCGGUACUGGCCAAGCUGGCGUGUCUGCCUUUGGGUCCUACUCAGGAAAUGCCAGCGGCGCCGCUGCUACUGGCGGUGGCCACAUGCACUCAUUUUCCUUCUCCUCGCAUUCGCUUCCGAGCGACAUGCCUCCGCUGCUCCCGUCAAUGCAGCCCGAUCGCAAUGGGGCGCUCUGGCGCGGAACCGAGGAUGCCGGCAUGACUGGCCAUCACUCAAGUCAACAGCAGCAGCAGCAGCAGCACCACCACCACCGUCCUCGCUCGGGCACGGUGUUCGGCUUUUCCUCCACUGGGCCGCUUGUCCACAAUGGUGGCAGUGGCGGGGACACACGUCUCUGCACUGGUGCCCCGCCCUCACCACCACCCGUUUCCCUGCCACCAGGCGGGAGGAAGCCACGAAGCAGUAGUUUCGGUCGACCUACUGGCCGUGCGGCCGUCGGCAAGUCCACUGCGCGCCUUAACAAUGGCGCGCCGACGGCGGGCUUCAGCGCCGGUGCCGGCCGUGAUCGGUCCAGUCCGGCUCCCUGCGAUGACCCGAUGUCUGCCGCACUUGUUCCCUCCCGCUGAGAGGAGUAACACCCAGGUGUUUACAGCCACCCACCAGUUUGGGUGUGUGUGUGUGUGUGUGU